AUGGAGACAGGAAGCAUUGAAAAAACUAAUAUGGAAAAUGAUCUUUAUUUACCACAGACAGAUUCAUUCUGGGAAAUUGGCAAAUACAAUCGAGCAGUAAAACGGUGUGAUGAUGGAAAUAAGUUAACAUCUGAUCUGAUUAGUAUGCUCAAUGAAAGAGCUGAGCUUGAAAAAGCAUUUUCGAAAAUGCUUAAAAGUUGGUCGAAAAAAUGGUCUGAUUAUGUGGCCAAAUCAUCGGAAUUUGGGUCAAUGACAACAGCUUGGAAGGCAAUAAUGGGCGAAGCUGAUGCAUCAGCUGAAAUUCAUCAAUCAGUUAAUGAUGAACUACAAAAUGAUUUAAUACCAGCAAUAAAAUCAUGGCAAAAAACAAAAUAUGUUAAAUCUAUGAUGCAUAUUAAACCAACUAAAGAUUUCGAUGAAGAAUUUAAACGAGCACAAAAACCAUGGGCUAAAUUAUAUGUUAAGGUUGAUAAAUACAAACGUGACUAUCAUACGGCAACAAAAAAUCUUAAAAUGGCCGAAACACAAGAAAGUAAUUCGAAGCUUGAUGGAUCUGUACCAUUGGAUCAACGCGCUAAAGCAACAGAAAAACUUGACAAGUGCCGAAAAGAAAAAGAAGCAGCUAAAACUAAAUAUAAUGAAGGUCUUCAAGAACUUAAUCGAGCGAAUCCAAAAUAUAUGGAUGAUAUGAACGAUGUUUUCUCCCGGUGUCAAACAUUUGAAAAAGAUCGUCUUGUUAAAUUUCGAGAAUUCUUCGGUGCCACUGAAAAAUGUCUUGAUCUAAGCCAUCGAUUACAAUCAGCAAAUUUUCAACAAUUUUCUCAAAUUAUUAAAAAUUGCGAUGCUGAUAAAGAUUUAAUAUGGUGGUCGGAAAUAUAUGGUGCCGGUAUGAAAAUGAAUUGGCCUACAUUUGAGGAAUCAACAAAUCUAGUUCAUCAGCAACAACAAAAUCGUUUUUCUCAUUGUGCUAAUGAUUUAUCAAUGGGUAAUGAUACGUAUAAUCGUCGACAAUUAGCACAUUUUGUUAGUCAAACAAGUGCGACUGUUGCAUAUGAUACACGAGUAUUGGUUGUCGAUUCUUAUGCAACUAUUCGUCGAUCGAUGCGACGAACAGCUGCUGUUGUUACACGCGUUCGUCGAGAUCUUGCCAAGCGUGAAGAAUAUACGGAAGCACAACGUACACUUUCUCGUCGUGCUAAAGGCGAUCUUGACAAAGAAAAUCCAGUUGUUGUCACGGCUAUUCGAUCAAAUACUAAUCCAUCAUCAAAUAUUGCACCCGUUGAUAAUCGAUCAUCAACUAACAAUGCUGCAUACAACGAAGAGGCUGAGUCAGCAUCAGCUUUGCCCUAUACGGCGGCCUAUCAACCGACUUCAGCUCCACCUGACGUAUCACCCAGUUGGGCCGCUAAUUCUUGGACAAAUGAUUAUGGAGCAGGCACAAGUAAUAAUGGUCAUUCAUCGUUACCAGCAUAUCCAACAAAUAGCAUACCAGCUUACCAAACAUCAUAUCCACCAACAGCAAAUCCAUUUUAUGAAGAGGAUGAUAUAAAUAACGGAGAUUCAUUAUCAUCAUCUCAUCAACCGUUGCAUCAAUCACCAACAUCAGCAGAAGGUUCUUCACUUGAUAGUAGUGCCGGUGUAUCUGUUCGAGCUCUGUAUGAUUAUGAUGCACAAGAGGAAGAUGAACUCUCAUUUAAACAAGGUGAUAUAUUUACAAAAAUAGAAGAUGAAGAUGAUCAAGGUUGGUGUAAAGGACGUGUUGGUAAUCGAAUAGGCCUUUACCCGGCUACUUAUGUCGAAUCCCUCUAA
This is a messenger RNA of Rotaria socialis, 1809 nucleotides long. The record is from the annotation of a GenBank genome assembly. NCBI's taxonomy places the organism in Eukaryota, Metazoa, Rotifera, Eurotatoria, Philodinida, Philodinidae.